AUGGCGGACACAACGUCAUCGCCGGCCAAGCCCGUCCACACAAUUGUGCUGGACGCGGGUCCCAUCAUCAAGAAUACCCCGCCGCUGUCCACCUUGCUCGCCCAAUGCGAUGAGAUUAUUACCACCCCCUCUGUGGUGAACGAAAUUCGCGAUCCCGAUGCUCGCGCCCGAGUUGAGACCCUUUACCUGCCAUUCCUGAAGCGCCGAACUCCUACUCCGAACAGCUUCAAUGUGAUCAGCGAGUUUGCGCGCAAGACAGGUGACCGAUCUGUGCUGAGUCGAGUAGAUAUCGAGGUGCUGGCUCUUGCAUAUGAAAUCGAAUGUGAGCGCAAUGGAGGCGACUGGCGUCUCCGAAGUGUUCCCGGCCAAAAGCGGGUUAAUGGAAAGCCACCUGCGAAGGAGGAGGAGGAGAAGAAGGAAGAAAUCGAAUCUGGUGUGCAAGCCAUCACUGAGGGAGUCAAGGAGACCACUAUAAAUGAGACCACCGAGGAGUCCAAGCAGGAAGAGACUGCAUCUCCCCAAGAAGUUGGAGAUGCCGCAGAGAGUGCCACCGUCGAGGCUGCGACGGGCGAUGAUACCCCCGAGGAGAGCAAAGACGAAGACGAUGCCGAGGAGGAAGAUGACGCUGCCGAUUCUGACGGCGGAGAAUGGAUCACACCCUCCAACUACAAGAAGCGGCUGGCCGACGGAGAAGGAGGCGCAGCAGUUUUUGGAUCUGAACCGAAGACCAUGCAGGUUGCAACUAUGACCACCGAUUUUGCGUGCCAAAACGUUUUGCUGCAGAUGAACCUGAAUCUUCUGUCAACCACAACUCUCCAGAGAGUCCAGCACUUGAAGUCUUUCAUUAAGCGCUGCCACGCCUGUUUCCUCACCACCAAGGAAAUGAACAAGCAGUUCUGCCCUCGCUGCGGUAAAGACACUCUUACCCGUGUUUCGUGCACCACCACUGCCAAUGGUCAAUUUACCAUGCAUCUGAAGAAGAACAUGCAGUGGAACAACCGGGGCAACCGUUUCAGCGUCCCCAAGCCGAUUGCUGGCAGCUCUAACGGCAAGUGGAAGGGCGGCGGUGGAAAGGGCGGAUGGGGCACUGAGCUCAUCCUUGCUGAGGACCAGAAGGAGUUCACCCGAUCUACUACUGAAGAAGAGCGGCGCCAGCGCCGGGAGCGGGAUCUUAUGGACGAGGAUUACCUGCCCGGCAUCUUGACUGGUGAGCGCAACAAAUCCGGAGGCCGUAUCAAGGUUGGCGCCGGCCGGAACAUCAACUCGAGAAAGCGCUAA
Molecule: messenger RNA, 1278 nt
Organism: Penicillium canariense
Lineage: Eukaryota; Fungi; Ascomycota; Eurotiomycetes; Eurotiales; Aspergillaceae
Product: rRNA-binding endoribonuclease
Exons: 2
Coding region: 1-1278 (425 amino acids)
Biological process (GO): maturation of SSU-rRNA; ribosomal small subunit biogenesis
Cellular component (GO): preribosome, small subunit precursor
Molecular function (GO): RNA endonuclease activity
Source: RefSeq, a predicted model, not a curated record